Rotaria sp. Silwood2 is the source of this 158-nucleotide messenger RNA. Lineage: Eukaryota; Metazoa; Rotifera; Eurotatoria; Philodinida; Philodinidae. The record is from the annotation of a GenBank genome assembly.
UGAAUAAACAAGAUGUAGAGAAACUGAUUGAUGAUUUUCGUUUGCCUCUCAAGCAUGCUGGAUCACUUGAUUUCGAUGAUCUUGGAGCUCUUGACAAUGAAACUUAUAAAACAAUUCCUGGACCUGAUCGAGGUACGUUAUCUAAUUUUUCUCAUUAA